This is a messenger RNA of Chelonoidis abingdonii (Abingdon island giant tortoise), 7458 nucleotides long. Lineage: Eukaryota; Metazoa; Chordata; Testudines; Testudinidae. The record is from RefSeq and is a predicted model, not a curated record.
GGCUGCUCCGCCCGGCUUGAAACCUCGCAGUGCCGGGGAGUUGGAGGUGUUAAAGCCGGAGCAGCGCGGCGGGCUAGGGGUGAGUCUGUGCAAGGAACGGGCCCCGAGGACUAGUCUCUCACCGUAAGGAGCAGGCGCCGCCGCCGCGGCUCUUCCCAGGCUUUGACCGGACUCAGGUCCCUCAUAAGUCACCAUGGCUCAAAAAGACGUUGAUAAGUACCUUUAUGUGGACAAAAACCUCAUCAACAACCCCCUGGCUCAGGCUGACUGGGCAGCCAAGAAACUGGUGUGGGUCCCAUCAGAGAAGAAUGGGUUUGAGGCAGCCAGUCUGAAGGAGGAAGUGGGAGAUGAGGCCAUAGUGGAGCUGGCAGAAAAUGGAAAGAAAGUGAGAAUAAACAAAGAUGACAUCCAGAAGAUGAAUCCACCCAAAUUCUCUAAAGUAGAAGAUAUGGCAGAGCUGACCUGCCUGAAUGAGGCCUCUGUGCUGCACAACUUGAAGGAGAGAUACUACUCAGGGCUCAUCUAUACCUACUCAGGCCUUUUCUGUGUGGUUAUAAAUCCCUACAAGAACCUGCCCAUAUACUCGGAGGAGAUUGUGGAGAUGUACAAAGGCAAAAAGAGGCAUGAGAUGCCUCCUCACAUAUAUGCAAUCACAGACACUGCCUACAGGAGUAUGAUGCAAGAUCGAGAGGAUCAGUCCAUUCUGUGCACAGGUGAAUCGGGAGCUGGUAAGACAGAGAACACCAAGAAGGUUAUUCAAUAUUUGGCUCAUGUUGCUUCCUCGCACAAGAGUAAAAAAGACCAGGGAGAGCUUGAGAGGCAAUUGCUUCAGGCUAACCCUAUCCUGGAGGCUUUUGGAAAUGCCAAGACAGUGAAGAAUGACAACUCCUCAAGAUUUGGCAAGUUCAUCAGAAUCAACUUUGAUGUCAAUGGCUACAUUGUGGGAGCCAAUAUUGAGACUUAUCUCUUGGAAAAAUCGCGUGCAAUCCGUCAAGCCAAAGAGGAACGAACCUUCCAUAUCUUCUACUACCUAUUGUCUGGGGCAGGGGAGCACCUGAAGACUGAUCUGCUGUUGGAGUCUUACAACAAGUACAGAUUCCUUUCAAAUGGGCAUGUUACGAUCCCAGGUCAGCAAGACAAGGAUAUGUUUCAGGAGACUCUGGAGGCAAUGAAAAUCAUGGGCAUCCCAGAUGAAGAGCAAAUAGGUCUGCUGAGAGUGGUCUCAGGUGUUCUUCAGCUUGGCAACAUAGUCUUCAAGAAAGAGCGCAACACAGAUCAAGCCUCUAUGCCAGACAAUACAGCUGCUCAGAAAGUAUCCCACCUUUUGGGUAUCAAUGUGACCGACUUCACCCGGGGAAUCCUAACCCCUCGUAUCAAGGUGGGACGAGACUACGUCCAGAAAGCUCAGACUAAAGAGCAGGCUGACUUUGCCAUCGAGGCACUGGCCAAAGCCACUUACGAACGUAUGUUCCGUUGGCUGGUGAUGCGCAUCAACAAGGCCCUGGAUAAGACCAAAAGGCAGGGGGCAUCCUUCAUUGGAAUCCUUGACAUUGCUGGCUUUGAGAUUUUUGAACUGAACUCAUUUGAACAGCUGUGUAUUAACUACACAAAUGAGAAGUUGCAGCAGCUCUUUAAUCAUACCAUGUUCAUUCUGGAACAAGAGGAGUACCAGCGGGAGGGCAUAGAAUGGAACUUCAUUGACUUUGGCCUGGACCUACAGCCCUGCAUCGAGCUCAUAGAGAAGCCGGCGGGACCCCCUGGUAUAUUGGCUUUGCUGGAUGAAGAAUGCUGGUUCCCAAAAGCGACUGACAAAAGUUUUGUGGAAAAGGUGAUGCAGGAACAAGGCAACCACUCCAAAUUCCAGAAGCCAAAACAGUUGAAAGACAAAGCUGACUUCUGCAUUAUACACUAUGCUGGCAAGGUGGAUUACAAAGCAGAUGAAUGGCUGAUGAAGAACAUGGAUCCUCUGAAUGACAACAUUGCUACUCUUCUCCACCAGUCCUCAGACAAGUUUGUGUCUGAGCUGUGGAAAGAUGUUGAUCGUAUAGUGGGGCUGGAUCAGGUGGCUGGUAUGUCAGAUACAGCAUUGCCAGGAGCCUUUAAAACCAGGAAGGGUAUGUUCCGAACAGUGGGACAGCUCUACAAAGAACAGCUAUCCAAACUGAUGGCUACCCUGAGGAACACCAACCCCAACUUUGUCCGCUGCAUCAUCCCCAACCAUGAGAAGAAGGCUGGCAAACUGGACCCCCAUUUAGUCCUGGAUCAGCUCCGCUGUAAUGGAGUGCUGGAGGGAAUCCGUAUCUGCCGACAGGGCUUCCCCAAUAGAGUCGUCUUCCAGGAGUUCAGACAAAGAUACGAGAUCCUGACUCCAAAUUCAAUUCCUAAAGGAUUCAUGGAUGGAAAGCAGGCCUGUGUGCUGAUGAUCAAAGCAUUGGAGCUGGAUCCAAACCUGUAUCGAAUUGGACAGAGUAAAGUUUUUUUCAGAGCUGGAGUCCUUGCUCACCUUGAGGAGGAAAGAGACCUGAAGAUCACAGAUGUCAUUAUUGAGUUCCAAGCAUGCUGCAGAGGAUACCUAGCCAGAAAGGCCUUUGCCAAACGUCAACAGCAGCUAACUGCAAUGAAGGUGCUUCAGAGGAAUUGUGCUGCCUACUUGAAGCUGCGUAACUGGCAGUGGUGGAGGCUGUUCACAAAGGUGAAACCCCUGCUGCAGGUAAGCAGGCAGGAAGAGGAGAUGAUGGCCAAGGAAGAAGAGCUGGUGAAGGUCAAGGAGAGGCAGUUGGCUGCAGAAAACAGACUGACUGAGAUGGAGACCCUCCAAACACAGCUAAUAGCAGAGAAGCUGCAGCUGCAAGAGCAGCUGCAGGCAGAGACUGAGCUCUGUGCCGAGGCUGAGGAGAUAAGGGCCCGUCUAACGGCAAAGAAACAAGAGUUGGAGGAAAUUUGUCAUGACCUGGAGGCCAGAGUGGAGGAAGAGGAAGAACGGUGUCAACAUCUGCAGGUUGAGAAGAAGAAAAUGCAGCAGAACAUUCAGGAACUGGAGGAGCAGCUGGAGGAAGAGGAAAGUGCAAGGCAGAAGCUGCAGCUAGAGAAGGUGACCACAGAGGCCAAGCUGAAGAAGCUGGAGGAAGAUCUGAUAGUUUUAGAAGACCAGAAUCUCAAACUGGCCAAGGAGAAGAAACUGUUGGAAGACAGAGUAUCUGAGUUCACAACCAAUCUAACUGAGGAAGAGGAGAAGUCUAAGAGUCUGGCUAAGCUCAAGAACAAACAUGAGGCCAUGAUCACAGAUCUGGAAGAACGUUUGCGUCGCGAAGAGAAGCAGCGGCAGGAGUUGGAGAAGACUCGCAGGAAGCUUGAGGGAGACUCCACUGAUCUGCAUGACCAGAUUGCUGAGCUGCAGGCUCAGAUUGCAGAACUCAAAAUGCAGCUGGCCAAGAAGGAAGAAGAGCUACAAGCAGCUUUGUCUAGGGUGGAGGAGGAGGCAGCCCAGAAGAACAUGGCUUUGAAAAAGAUCCGGGAGCUGGAAUCUCAGAUCACUGAACUGCAGGAAGACCUGGAGUCUGAGCGGGCAGCUAGGAACAAAGCAGAAAAACAGAAGCGGGAUCUGGGAGAGGAGCUGGAGGCACUGAAAACAGAGCUAGAGGAUACGCUAGAUUCAACUGCUGCACAGCAGGAACUCCGGUCAAAACGGGAACAGGAAGUGACUCUUCUGAAGAAGACCCUGGAUGAUGAAGCAAAGACCCAUGAGGCACAAAUCCAGGAGAUGAGGCAGAAACAUUCACAGGCAUUGGAGGAGCUGGCAGAGCAACUAGAACAAACCAAGCGGGUAAAAACAAAUCUUGAGAAGGCAAAGCAGACUCUGGAGAGCGAGCGUGCUGACCUGUCCAAUGAGGUGAAAGUGCUUAUGCAAGGCAAAGGGGACUCUGAGCACAAGCGAAAAAAAGUAGAGGCCCAACUCCAAGAGCUACAGGUGAAAUUUACGGAUGGUGAAAGAGUGCGGACAGAGCUGGCCGAGAAAGUCACCAAACUCCAGGUCGAGCUGGACAAUAUUACAGGCCUUCUGAAUCAGUCUGACAGCAAGUCAAUCAAAUUAGCUAAAGACUUCUCUGCUCUGGAGUCACAGCUUCAGGAUACCCAGGAGCUGCUUCAGGAGGAGACUCGCCAGAAGCUGAGCCUCAGCACCAAACUGAAGCAGGUGGAGGAUGAGAAGAACAGCUUCAAAGAGCAGCUGGAGGAGGAAGAGGAGGCAAAGAGGAACCUGGAGAAACAGAUCUCUGCCCUUCAGCAGCAGGUAGCAGAUACAAAGAAAAAAAUGGAUGAUGGCCUGGGCUGCUUGGAGGCAGUGGAGGAAGCCAAGAAAAAGCUGCAGAAGGACUUGGAGGCCAUGAGCCAGCGUUUUGAGGAGAAGGCAGCUGCUUAUGACAAGUUGGAAAAAACAAAGACCCGGCUGCAGCAAGAAUUGGAUGACCUCAUUGUGGACCUUGAUCACCAGCGGCAAAUAGUCUCCAACCUGGAGAAGAAGCAGAAGAAGUUUGAUCAGCUGUUGGCAGAGGAAAAGAAUAUCUCCGCCAAGCAUGCAGAGGAGAGGGACCGAGCUGAGGCAGAAGCCCGUGAGAAGGAGACCAAAGCCCUGUCCAUGGCCAGAGCCCUGGAAGAAGCCAUGGAGCAGAAGGCAGAGCUGGAGCGGCUCAAUAAGCAGUUCCGCACAGAGAUGGAGGACCUGAUGAGUUCCAAGGAUGAUGUUGGCAAGAGUGUUCAUGAGCUGGAGAAGUCUAAGCGAGCCCUGGAACAGCAGGUGGAGGAGAUGAAGACCCAGCUGGAAGAGCUAGAGGAUGAGUUGCAGGCCACAGAGGAUGCCAAGCUGCGGCUGGAAGUGAACCAGCAAGCCAUGAAGGCACAGUUUGAGCGUGACCUCCAGGGCCGGGAUGAACAGAAUGAGGAGAAGAAGAAACAACUGAUCAGACAGGUACGAGAGAUGGAGGUGGAGCUAGAAGAUGAGAGGAAGCAGCGCUCCAUGGCUGUGGCUGCCAGAAAGAAGUUGGAGUUGGACCUGAAGGAUCUGGAAGUCCAGAUAGACUCUGCCAACAAGAAUCGUGAUGAAGCCAUUAAACAACUCCGCAAACUGCAGGCUCAAAUGAAGGAUUACAUGCGGGAGCUGGAUGAUGCACGCACCUCCAGAGAAGAGAUUUUGGUCCAGGCCAAAGAGAAUGAGAAGAAGAUGAAGAGCAUGGAGGCUGAGAUGAUACAAAUGCAGGAGGAACUUGCAGCUGCUGAACGUGCCAAGCGCCAGGCCCAGCAAGAGAGAGAUGAGUUGGCUGAUGAGAUAGCCAACAGCAGUGGCAAAGGAGCCCUGGCCUUGGAGGAAAAGCGACGUCUAGAGGCCCGGAUAGCUCAGCUGGAGGAGGAGUUAGAAGAGGAGCAGAGCAACACAGAAAUGGUCAACGACCGGCUCAAGAAAGCUAACCUUCAGAUUGAUCAAAUAAAUACUGACUUGAAUGCCGAGCGCAGCAAUGCCCAAAAGAACGAAAAUGCUCGCCAGCAGAUGGAGCGUCAGAACAAGGAGCUUAAGGCUAAGCUGCAGGAGAUGGAGAGUGCAGUGAAGUCCAAGUUCAAGGCUUCCAUCACUGCCUUGGAGGCCAAAAUAGUGCAGCUGGAAGAGCAGCUGGACUCGGAGACCAAGGAGCGCCAGGCUGCAGGCAAACAGGUGCGCCGUGCUGAGAAGAAGCUGAAGGAUGUCUUGCUGCAGGUGGAUGAUGAGAGACGCAAUACUGAGCAGUACAAAGAUCAGGUAGAUAAGGCAAACGUGCGCCUGAAGCAGCUGAAGCGCCAGCUUGAGGAAGCAGAGGAAGAAGCCCAGCGAGCUAAUGCAUCCCGCAGAAAGCUGCAGCGUGAGCUGGAGGAUGCCACUGAAACGGCUGAUGCAAUGAAUAGAGAGGUCAGCUCCCUCAAGAGCAAACUCAGGCGUGGGGACCUGCCAUUUGUCGUGCCACGCCGGAUUGCCAGAAAGGGCACAGGAGAAUGCUCCGAUGAGGAAGCAGACAGCAAGGUGGAUGCUGGUGAUGCCAAAGCUACUGAAUAAAUCUUCUCAGCUGACCCAGGUUACACCUGAUCGAAUGACCUACCCACCCCUCCUCCAGUGGUCUUCCUGCAAACCACCACCUGGGGAACACAGAGCCCAUCCAACAUGUGUUUUUGUGUAUCUGGAGCCAUUCGGCACCUGUGUUCCUCAUUUCCUCCUCUUCCCAGCUUCCAAGUUCUCUUUGUAUUUAAUGCCAAAGAGUUGGGACUCUAAAAUCUGACCAGCACACCUGUAGAACUGUCCAUGCCAUGGCUGCUGGUGAAUUUUUACACUUGGAAAGAGAGGGGUUAGGGGGGAAAAAAUUUUUUUUGCUGUACAUCUAUUUUUCUUCAGACCCUAGUUUGAUAGAUGCAAAGAGAGCCUGCACCUCUAUUCUCUUCCCCCACCCCCCUCCCCCUGGUUUGCUUUUUGGCAAUCAUGUUCAGUGACCUCAGACUUCUGCCUCUUUAAUCUGCCCACCCAGAUGGUUUGGAAGCAGUUUCAGGAAUAACGGGGUGCUUUGACCAUGGCAAUUCACCCUUUCUUCUUUCUAGAGGCCACACGUUCACAGGCAGGGGUGAAGGAAGGAAGCAUCUUUCAGAAUCACCCACCUGGGGGACUUGCCAAAGACUUUUUCUUUCUUGUUCUUACUGUCUGGCCAGAUCUCGGAAGUGCAAUGAUGUCCUGGCAGUGUCUCUGCUUCUGUCUGCUUGGCUUUUUAGCUAAGGUAGUGUGGACCAGUAGCUGGUGACAGGGUCAGAAAAACCAGAAGAAUCUCUGUGCUUGUCUGGAAUCUCUUGAGGACCAAAUAUAUUGAAUGGUAAUAGAUCGAAUCUAGUGGAAUUUAAUGUGUCGGUGGGAGGGGUGAGGAAGGGAGGAGAAUCCCUCUUUUUAUUGACAUGUCCAAGCCUUUUGUGUAUCUGCUCUGUAACCAGGGGAUGGGGUUAGUUAUUCUGCACCAUUGACUAAGAGUAUAUUAAAAAUUCUUUAAUCUGCACAGAUACGUAAAGGGCCUUUGUGUCUCUUGUAAUAAGUAAUUAAAAAAAAAAAUAAAGGUCUUUAUCACUGCCUUUCUAUUGGGACCUUGGUUAUAUAGAGAUAGUCUUUACUUUUCUACAUCAUACACUGGUUGCUGGAUUUACCUGUAUUCUUAACCAUAUUGUAUAUGCCGCAUUUAGGCUUACUUAUGAGCAAAGAAAAAUAAUUAAAAAUAUGAAACUCCAAUACUGUAUGCCUGAAAGCGCUCUAAAUUCAGGCACUGUGUCCCAAUUGCUGUCAAAGGAUUUAAAACCUUUUUUUAUAUAAAGUGCCUUAGCAUGUGCCUCAGCUGUCACCACUACAGUCAGUAAUGGUUUACUGGUGCUCCACUGAUGUUACCAAUAAAGAUUAUCCAUGUGCUGCAA